Malassezia restricta is the source of this 738-nucleotide messenger RNA. RefSeq lists its product as uncharacterized. The transcript has a single exon. Lineage: Eukaryota; Fungi; Basidiomycota; Malasseziomycetes; Malasseziales; Malasseziaceae. The coding region runs from base 1 to 738 and encodes 245 amino acids. The record is from RefSeq and is a predicted model, not a curated record.
AUGACUCCUUUUCCCCUUAGGCUGCGCGCACGAUCCGCUGGUCGGACGUGUACGUUAUUCAGUGCAUGGGUCCUAGCCACCACGUAUUCUCUCACACAAGUCCGUGGCGCCCCUGCCUCGACAUAUCACAUCUUGUACGCGCAUCAUCAUCCUCGUAGGGCAGUGAUAUCGUCGACUCCCAAAGAUUCGGACAAACCUGAAAGUGAGCCAAGUGUUUUUUCGCCGAAGAAUUCGUUUUUCCCUGUGAUCAUCGUGGCUCUCAUUAGCGUCGGCUUGACGGCGCUGGGUUUGCUCGUGUUUAUCCUGCACCAAACGCGCCGUAAACUCGCCAAUAAAGGUACCUGCGACGAGGCUGACUCCUCUACGAUGGAAAAGUUUGACCAUAUUCACCCAAUUGAUCUAUCGAAGCCGGCCAAAGUACAUCCUAUCAUGUCCAGCGUCUCGCGCGGCACGCCCAUGCGCUUCAGUCCCAACUUCGACUCGACAAAGUACGCGUUCCUGGACAUGAACGAUGAAAGUUUUGUGCACCGUGGCGGCAGCGAAAAGGCCCACAGUCUGAUCCUCGACUCAGACUCAGCCUUUUCUAUGGACAUUAAGGACACGAGCGACGGGCACAGUUUGCGCCAAAGCGACCUAUGUAGACCAUGUGUCACGCAUGGCUCGCCUGGAUGGAAUAUUCAGGCCUGCGAAGAAUCCCACGACGAGGUUCCAGCCACGUCUCGCCCUGACGCUUCCUAG